Rangifer tarandus platyrhynchus (Svalbard reindeer) is the source of this 561-nucleotide messenger RNA. Lineage: Eukaryota; Metazoa; Chordata; Mammalia; Artiodactyla; Cervidae. The record is from the annotation of a GenBank genome assembly.
AUGCCUGUCAUGGCCGCCUCCGUGGCCUGGGGAGGUGUGAAUGCUGGGUUCCUGCUGCGGGCUGCCAGGGGUGCCUGGUGGAGCCGACCUGGGGGCUUUUGGGGGUCUGGGGAGGCGGCGGCGCCAGCGAUAGCCAGGAAAUUCCGGGCGACAGGCUCGCGCCCGGCGGGGGAGGAAGAAGCCGGCGGCCCCGAGCGGCCCGGGGACGUGGUGAACGUGGUGUUCGUGGAUCGGUCAGGCCAACGGAUUCCGGUGAGCGGCAGAGUCGGGGACAAUGUUCUCCACCUGGCCCAGCGCCAUGGGUUGGAUCUGGAAGGGGCCUGCGAAGCUUCCUUGGCGUGCUCCACCUGCCACGUGUAUGUGAGUGAGGACCACCUGGACCUUCUGCCGCCUCCUGAUGAGAGGGAGGACGACAUGCUGGAUAUGGCCCCCCUCCUCCAAGAGAACUCCCGGCUGGGCUGCCAGAUCGUGCUGACGCCUGAACUAGAAGGGGCCGAAUUCACCCUGCCCAAGAUCACCAGAAACUUCUAUGUGGAUGGCCACGUCCCCAAGCCCCACUGA